Molecule: messenger RNA, 2020 nt
Organism: Helianthus annuus (common sunflower)
Lineage: Eukaryota; Viridiplantae; Streptophyta; Magnoliopsida; Asterales; Asteraceae
Product: serine carboxypeptidase-like 42
Exons: 10
Coding region: 318-1727 (469 amino acids)
Biological process (GO): proteolysis
Molecular function (GO): serine-type carboxypeptidase activity
Source: RefSeq, a predicted model, not a curated record
AUUUCCAUUUAUCCCCUCUCUCUCUCUCUCUCACACACACACUGUGUGUACAGCCUACUGUAAUCUCUCUCUCUCUAAAAAACACACACUUUGGUUAUAUAAUAAAAGCUGCAAAAGCCUUAUAAUCAUGACACUACACAUUGUUAACUCUCCCCUUUCUGCUGUUCAAAUUUCACAUCUUCUCCUUCAUUAAUAAUAAAAAGUGUCCAACACUUUACAAUCAUUCUGUUCCACUUUUUUGUUAUAUAUAUUUUCUUUAACUUACAUAGAAUAACAUUUUCAUAAGUCUUGUUUUGAGUUUGAGUUGUUUGUGUGCAAUGGGUACAUGGUGGUUUGUGGUGGUGGCUGUAGUGGUGGUUGUAAUGGGUGGUGGAAGUGGUUUUCCGGUGGAGGAUCUGGUGGUUAGAUUGCCUGGACAACCAGUUGUUGGGUUCAAACAGUAUGCUGGUUAUGUUGAUGUGGAUUUGAAGGCUGGAAGAAGUUUGUUUUAUUAUUUUGUUGAGGCUGAUAAUGAUGCUGAUCAUAAACCAUUAUCUCUCUGGCUCAAUGGAGGCCCAGGUUGCUCAUCAAUGGGUGGGGGAGCCUUCACAGAGUUGGGCCCAUUUUUCCCAUUGGGUAAUGGCAGGGGCCUGAGAAGAAAUUCAAAAUCAUGGAACAAAGCGUCCAAUCUUUUGUUCGUCGAGUCUCCAGCUGGCGUAGGGUGGUCAUACUCGAACACAACUUCAGAUUACACCACCGGGGAUGCCAACACGGCAAGGGAUAUGCAUACCUUCUUGAUAAAUUGGUACAAGAAGUUUCCAUCUUUCAAAUCACGCGAUUUGUAUCUUACAGGCGAAAGUUAUGCCGGACAUUACAUUCCACAACUUGCUAUUGCACUUUUGGACCACAAUGAACAACAUUCCACUGGCUUCAAGUUCAACAUCAAAGGAGUUGCUAUCGGUAACCCGCUCCUUAAACUUGACCGCGAUGUGCCAGCUGUAUACGAAUAUUACUGGUCCCAUGGGAUGAUAUCGGACGAAAUUGGCCUUACGCUCAUGAACGAUUGCCGUUUUGAAGAUUAUACAUUUGCAUCACCUCAUAAUGAAUCCGAUGCAUGUAACGAUGCCAUUUCGCAAGCAAAUAAUAUCAUCGGCGAAUAUAUUAAUAACUAUGAUGUGAUCCUUGAUGUAUGCUACCCGUCUAUUGUAGAACAAGAGCUUCGUUUGAAGAAAACGGCUACCAAGAUUAGCUUUGGAAUAGAUGUAUGCAUGAGCUAUGAAAGACGGUUUUAUUUUAAUCUUCCUGAAGUUCAACGGGCGUUACAUGCUAACCGAACAAAGUUGUCAUAUCCAUGGAGCAUGUGUAGUGGAAUUUUAAAUUACAAUGACAACGACGGAAACAUCAACAUUCUACCGUUGCUUAAACGGAUCAUCAAAAACCGGAUUCCAGUUUGGAUUUUCAGCGGCGACCAAGAUUCUGUAGUCCCGUUGCUUGGAUCACGAACGCUUGUUCGCGAAUUGGCACACGAUUUGCAGUUUAAGGUUACUGUUCCAUAUGGAGCUUGGUUUCAUCAGGGCCAGGUUGGAGGUUGGGUGACUGAAUAUGGGAACCUGUUGACUUUCGCAACGGUCAGAGGGGCGGCUCAUAUGGUGCCAUAUGCUCAGCCGUCUCGCGCUCUACAUCUGUUUAGUUCAUUUGUUCGCGGUUCAAGACUCCCUAACAACACCCGUCCCUCUAUUGAGGAUUAAUGUUGUUUUUGGUUAUAGAUCGAACUUGACAAUAUUUCAAUUUCUAGUUUUCUUCACGUGGCCGAAGGCGAAAUUUAAAAAAAAAUGGUGAGAUAGGUUUUCUCAAUCUUUGUAAUAACGAAAAUGGAUUAAGAAUGUUUAUCAUAGGCCAUUUAAAGCGAAAUUUGGGUGAAACCGAGGCUUGUUAAAUAAACUCGAGUCUAGUUGAUUACACCCGUGGUCUAACUCUAAGCCAAAUACACUUUGAUAUAGAAUGUAUUGUUUUAUAUCUUUAAAGUAUGUUUAUUUUGGUA